AUGGGGUUGGCGUGCAGCUGCGGCGACAUGCGCGUCGUGUCCGCCGUCUCCGUGGCCGACCGCCCCCCGGCCGAGGCCGAGCCGGAGGCCGCCGCGGUGGCUGACGGCCUGAUGGACGACGACGGCGUCAUCCGGGGCGCGGACGGCCCCGAGGCGGACGUCUCCCUCGGCGAGUUCCUGCUGCAGCACCUGCGGGAGCACGCGGCGGCGCAGCGCGUCGCGCAGGUGGACGCAAGCACGGGGGACGUGUGGUCCUUCCAGACGCUCUUGUCCGAGGCCGUGCAGGUGGCGUCGGCACUGGCCGAGGACGGCCUCGGCCCCGGCGACACCAUCGCCUUCUUCUCCAAGAACUACCACGAGCUGUACGGCGGCGUGCUGGGCUGCGUCCUGGCCGGCAUCACCGUGGCCACCAUGGUGCCGACCCACGGGCCAGCCGAGCUCAAGCACCAGCUGCUGCUCUGCAUGCCCAAGGCCAUCUUCGUGGAGGCCGAGCUGCUGCCGCGCACGCAAGAGGCCCUGGACGGCUUCCCCGCCGACGUGAGGGUCUUCACGCUCCAGACCGUGGCCGACGACGAAGUGACGAGCUACGCGGCCUUGUCGGAAAGGGGCUUCGACACCGACCCGGACGCCUACUCGCCGGCGGAGAUCCCCGAUCGGAAAAGCCACGUCGCCUUCAUCCUGUACUCGUCGGGCACCACGGGGCUGCCCAAGGGCGUGCAGAUCCCCAACCACGGCCUCACCACCAUGAUCAUGAACGUGAGCGGCUUGCCCACCGACCUCGAGGGCGUCGGGGACGUGCUCACCGUGCUCGUGCUGGCCCCCAUCUCGUGGAUCUCCGGCGUGGUGCUGCUGCUCAAGGCCACGCAGGUCGGCGCGCGCAGGGUGUCCAUGGCGAACCCCGUCCCCAAGACCGUGCUGUCCUGCCUGCAGACGUACAAGGUGAACGUCUGGCCCACGGCGCCCUCGGUGCUGCUGGGGCUCGUCCACCACCCCGCGCGCCGCCUCUUCAACUUCUCCAGCAUCAAGUGCAUCCUGAGCGGCGGCGGCCCGCUGUCCGCGGAGCUGCAGGAGGAGGUGUCUCGCAAGCUGGGCUGCUUGGUGGUGCAGGGCUACGGCUCCACCGAGAUGGGCAUCCUGGUCACGGCCAGCCCCGGCCAGAACAAGCCGGGGUCGCUGGGCGUCAUCGAGGACAAGGUGUCCGUGCGGCUGGUGGACCUGGACACGAACGAGGUGAUCCGGGAGCCGGGCCGCGUAGGCGAGAUGCGCGCCAGGGGGCCCUGCAACAUGAUCGGCUACAUCGGCAAUCCCGAGGCCACGGCGGAGUGCUACGACGAGGAGGGCUGGUUCAAGACGGGCGACCUGGUGUACUUCGACUCGGACGGCUUCUUCUUCUACGUGGACCGCCUCAAGGAGAUGAUCAAGUACAAGUCCCACCAGGUCGCGCCUACCGAGGUGGAGGCCUUGCUGGUGACGCACCCCGCCGUCAGGGACGCCUGCGUCAUGGGCAUACCCAACCUCAUGGACGGCGAACACCCCAUGGCGUUCGUCGUCAGGAGCAAGAAGGUGGAGGCGCAGGAGCUGCAGGACUUCGUGGCGCAGCGCCUGUCCGAGCCCAAGCACUUGCGCGGAGGCAUCAUCUUCCUGGACAGCAUCCCCAGGACGGUGACGGGCAAGACGCAGCGCGCCGCGCUCAAGAAGAUCCUGGCCGAACGGAGGGAGGAGUAGAGUCGAGUAGAGUUCUGCACAGUGCACAGCAAAAUCCAAAAGUAAAUGAUUUGUUUCGUUCCGUAUCGCCCCGUCAUUUCCGUUGCUCCCAAAC
Molecule: messenger RNA, 1819 nt
Organism: Thrips palmi
Lineage: Eukaryota; Metazoa; Arthropoda; Insecta; Thysanoptera; Thripidae
Product: luciferin 4-monooxygenase-like
Exons: 9
Coding region: 1-1725 (574 amino acids)
Biological process (GO): fatty-acyl-CoA biosynthetic process; long-chain fatty acid metabolic process
Molecular function (GO): long-chain fatty acid-CoA ligase activity
Source: RefSeq, a predicted model, not a curated record